AUGAAGAACGCAGAACUGUCGCAACUUGCGACAGCUUUGGCAGCAGAAGCUUCCAAAGACAAGCCGGAUUUCAAGACUAUUGAACCUCUUCUCGUUAAUCUUAACAAGCAUCUCACACUACGAACUUAUGUUAACGGAUACUCGAUCACCGAACUCGACAGCAAGAUUUGGGUGGCAAUUCGAAGCAGCAAACUUGCUAAUUCUUUCGUGAAGAAAGGCACUUCCGCAAACCUAUCGAGAUGGUUUGCGUACCUUGAACAAACGCAUCCAGAAAUCCAGGAGGAGAUCAAGGCUAAAGAUGAAGCUGAACGGGCCAGGAAGGCAAACUUGAGCAAAGCAGGUGCAAGCUAUAAUAUGGCUUUGCAGGAUGUCGAGAAGGGCGUUGUGACUAGAUUCCCACCUGAGCCAUCUGGAUAUUUACACAUUGGUCAUCUCAAAGCUGCCCUUCUUAACGACUACUUCGCACACGAACUCUAUAAAGGAACAUUACUCCUACGAUUUGAUGACACGAACCCCUCCAAGGAGAAGCAGGAAUACCAAGACUCUAUCAUUGAAGAUUUGGCCCUCGUUGGUAUCAAACCAGACAAGACGAGUUAUACGAGCGACCACCUUCAAGUCUUGUACGAAUACUGCAUCCGCAUGAUAAAGGAGGGGCAUGCGUAUGCAGAUGAUACCGAUCAGGAGACCAUGCGAGACGAGAGAAUGAAGGGUAUUGCCAGCAAGAACCGGAACAAGAGUAUCGAGGACAAUCUUGCCAUUUUUGAAGAGAUGAAGGCAGGCACAGAAGUCGGACUGAAAAACGCCAUCCGAGCCAAGAUGUCAGUCGACAAUCCAAACAAGGCUAUGCGUGAUCCCGUCAUCUAUCGCUGCAACGUGGAGGUCCCUCAUCACCGAACAGGCACGGCUUGGAAGAUGUACCCAACUUACGACUUUGCUUGCCCAAUUGUGGACUCUAUGGAAGGUGUCACACAUGCCUUGAGAACUACCGAGUACACUGACCGCAAUCCUCAAUAUCAAUGGUUCCUAGAUACUUUGAAGCUCCGCCAAGUUCAUAUGUGGGAUUUCGCAAGAAUGAACUUCAUCCGAACUGUGCUAUCUAAGCGAAAGUUGACCAAGUUGGUCGAUCAGGGAGUUGUCUGGGGCUGGGAUGAUCCACGUAUGCCAACUAUUCGAGGUGUUCGGAGACAUGGUAUGACGAUUGGAGCUCUUCGAGAUUUCAUCCUCAAGCAAGGUCCAAGCCGGAACAUUGUGAACAUGGAUUGGACGACCUUCUGGGCUUCGAAUAAGAGAGAAAUCGACCCCAUCGCGCCAAGGCAUACAGCUGUUGAUAUCAAAGAUGCCGUCCGGGCUGUUCUUACCAAUGGCCCCGAAAAAGCAUACGUUGAGGAAAAGCCAAAGCACAACAAGAAUCCGGCGGUAGGCAUGAAGAAGGUUGCGUUUAGCAAGCAUCUCAUCUUGGACCAAGAAGACGUUAAGCUUUUCAAGCAAGAUGAAGAAAUCACUCUCAUGAACUGGGGUAAUGCAAUCGUCCGAAAGAUCAACGGCUCAAAUCCUAUCACCGACAUUGAACUGGAGCUGCAUCUGGAAGGAGAUGUUAAAAAGACUGAGAAGAAGGUCACUUGGCUAUCAACCGAGGGCCAAGAUCUUGUCAAAGCCGAGGUAUGGGAAUUCGAACAUCUGUUCACAAAGGACAAGCUGGAGGAAGACGACAACUGGGAAGACUUUGUGAACAAGGAUUCAGCAUCGAAGACAAAUCAAUUCUGCGAUUCGAAUGUCAAAGACUUGCGUGCGGAUGACAUUAUCCAACUUGAGCGAAAGGGAUACUUCAGAGUGGAUAAAGCCGCGAAGGAUGGGGCGGGUCUUGUGUUGUUUGGUAUUCCUACGGGAAAGGCGAAGUAG
Molecule: messenger RNA, 1899 nt
Organism: Mollisia scopiformis
Lineage: Eukaryota; Fungi; Ascomycota; Leotiomycetes; Helotiales; Mollisiaceae
Product: putative glutamyl-tRNA synthetase, cytoplasmic
Exons: 2
Coding region: 1-1899 (632 amino acids)
Biological process (GO): glutamyl-tRNA aminoacylation; translation
Cellular component (GO): cytoplasm; methionyl glutamyl tRNA synthetase complex; cytosol
Molecular function (GO): ATP binding; glutamate-tRNA ligase activity
Source: RefSeq, a predicted model, not a curated record